This is a messenger RNA of Coturnix japonica (Japanese quail), 5265 nucleotides long. Its product is annotated as secreted frizzled-related protein 5-like. Gene Ontology annotation, biological process: non-canonical Wnt signaling pathway; canonical Wnt signaling pathway. The record is from RefSeq and is a predicted model, not a curated record. Gene Ontology annotation, molecular function: Wnt-protein binding. NCBI's taxonomy places the organism in Eukaryota, Metazoa, Chordata, Aves, Galliformes, Phasianidae.
GAAAACACAAGCAGUAACAGACUGAGGAACUGUUAUAUUAGGACAAAUACUAACGACAGGCCACUGAAAAGAGAGAAAAAUAGGGAAAUUUAUAAACAUCCUUCCAAGUCAGAAGGGUGGGACAGUCAAAUAUAUGCACGCUUCUACUCAAAGAGCUCUACAACAGCACACACCUCACACCUGAGCUGCAGGAGAUGGGUAUUUUUACAGCAGCUGCUCCUGAAUGUUUGGAUCCUGGGGUCAAGCCCCUUAUUUUCUUGCAGAUCACCACAAUGGACAAAGGAGUGAACAAACACAGCCAUAUCACCGCAUUUUAUCACUUCAAAGGUUAUAUGUGGAUCACAGUCUGGAACUGCUGUUUUACAGGAAGGGAAGCCUUAAUGGGGGAGUGGGGAUGGCCAGGGUUUCAUGCUCCCUCACAUGCAGAAGAGCAGGAAGCACCUCACAAACAACCAAAGUCCUUUUGGGGGUACCUAGCACAAUGCUCUAUGGGGAAACUCAACAUCCCAACUUAUUCCCAUUCAUUCCCUUGUACUUUUGUACAGCCAUCAGAGCAAAACAGGCUUAAGCGAACAUGGCUGUGAAGGGCUGGAUUAGAUGAUUUUAAAUGUCUUUUCCAAUGAUUUUAUAAGUACUUUCAGACACAAUGUCCUGCUCUCUAAACUGCAGCCCUGCAGGUGUGUGCUGAGGACGCAUCCAAUCCCAGCUGCAGCAGCAAACCCUCAAAGGGGGAAAGAAAAAAUAAAAGUUAAUUACUUCCACGACCUUAAAUCAACCCUAUCAGCUCCGACUGUCAAUAAGCAGUUGCCCUCUUAAGUGCAUACCAGAAAACACGAUGCUCCUGGGAAGCCCUGGGGAUACAAUGCAGCUGUAUCCCUCUGAGGACACAAUUUCUGCCACCAGCAGAACAAUGUCCUUGUAACAGAGUGGGCUUUUGGGGCCAGAGCUUCCGCUGUCCUGAGCGUCACAGCCUCGCACCGAAUCAGAGCCAACCAUACCCACUGGCAAGCAGCGGUCCCAGGAUCUCCAGUUCCUCAAACUGGGCUCAAAUAAUGACGGCUUCUGGAAUCUUAAUUACGUGCUGGAGGAAGGACAAUCCCUCUCUUCAGUGGUGGUAAUGGGAUUUUGUAACGAGGUAGAAAUUGCAUUAGCAGGAAGCGCUUUCCGCCAGGCAGGUUGCAAGGUGAGGGGCUUUCCAGCUAAGAGCUGCCAAUCCGCAGUGCAAACAGCCUUCCUCCCCAGCUGCAAAUUGGUUCCUGUGCCCACUGCUCUCCCAAACAGUUAACUUGGGGCUGCGAGACCAUCCUAUCUCCCUGCCCGCUCAACAAUGGUUCCAGCUAAACAAAUGCCUCCUAAUUGACUUUGAGCAACACUUGAUUGCUUUCAGAAGAAAAAAAAAAGAAAAAAAAACAACAAAAGAGGAAAACAUUGGGGUUUAUGAAAUAAUGACUAAUCCUGGAGCAAGAGAAAGGGGCUGGGUUGGAGCGCUGGUGUCAAACAGAGAGCCCCAAGACACAGGGCCAAGGCAUUCACCCCUCCCCAGCUGCCCUCAUUUCCACACCUGCUGAUCUAAGCCAAACCCCUGCUAAAAUCCAAACAAUCGGGGCCGCUGGCAAAUGAAAAUUGGAGCAUUGUCUUCCCCAAGAGGGCUCUGAAAGGGCCGCACUUAAUGAGGAUGGAUUGCCACGGAGGUGGCUUGCAGGCUAUAAAAGGCGUUCUGCAGGCUGGAGCAGCUCAGUCCGGGUGCGCUGUGAGCCCACUCCAAACACCAUGAGGGCUGUGAGCACGGAGAAGGCGUCCCGCAGGCGGGGAGCCCCGUGGCUGCCAGGUCUGCUGCUGCGUCUGCUGCUGUGGGGCUGCCCAGGGGGAUGGGCCAGCUACCUGCGCAGGUCCUCCAGCUGCACCGCCAUCCCGCGCAGCAUGGCCCUGUGCUACGACAUCGGCUACUCAGAGAUGAGGAUCCCCAACCUGCUGGAGCACGAGACCAUGCCGGAGGUGAUCCAGCAGUCCUCCAGCUGGCUGCCCUUGCUGGCCAGGGAGUGCCAUCCAGACGCCAGGAUUUUCCUCUGCUCCCUCUUCGCGCCCAUCUGCUUGGACAGGCUCAUCUACCCCUGCCGCAGCCUGUGCGAGGCUGUCAAGAGGAGCUGUGCACCCGUCAUGGCUUGUUAUGGCUAUCCCUGGCCUGAAAUCCUCAACUGCAACAAGUUCCCUGCAGACCACGAGCUGUGCAUCGCUGCCAUCUCCACAGAUGAAAGUUCCUCCAGCAGGAGAAUGCCCAGAGCCAGCUGCAAGGACUGCGAGCUGGAAGAGGCCAGCACCACCAGGGAGAUCCUGGACAACCUCUGUGCCAAUGAUUUCACCGUGAAAAUCCGAAUCCUCAGGAAGAACACGACCACAACCGUCUCGGACUUUGACCUGGAUCCCUCCAGGGUGGAGGUGCUGAAGCACGGCCCGCUUCUCAGAACCGAAAUCCCAGGCAGGCUGCAGCAGUGGCUGGAUAUAGAUGCUACCUGCGCCCACAACAUCAUGAGAGGCACUCAUGCAGGGGUCUUCGUCAUCAGCGGAGAUGUGCAGAGCGACAAAGUGGUGGUGAACAAGGCCUAUGCCUGGCAGAAGAAGAACAGGAACCUGCACCAGGCUGUGAGGAGAUGGAAACAUCACCGCUGCCCUGAACAGGCCGGCAGGAAGGUCUGAGAUCUCGAUCCUAAUGCUAAGAAAAGGCUCCCUUCCCCACGGCUAGAAAACUCCUUCCCCUGGCAGUUGGUGUUUCGGAGGUGUACAUUCAGUAUCUUUAGGUGAAUCAAAGCAGUCAUAGUCAGCAGGUAGGGCCUCACUACAGAUCCCUGCGAUCACUAAAACCCUUUUCCCGAGCCACAGCUUAGGGAUGCAGACUUAACAUACUCCUCUGGCCAGGUCCUGAAAAUCCAGGACUUAGAAUGGAUGGCUUUGUGCAGCAUCAGUGACUUGAAAUCUGCAGACGAGCACAGAUUAGAAGAGGCUGUUAAUAACAUGGGCACAGGUGAAAGGAAAGAGCCCUUCUGGAGCACACAGCGGGCAGCUGAGGAUUUCUGCUGGGGAUAACUGGGAAUGACUGUUUUUUAAGUUAAGGCAUUCAGUUCGGUUCAGAACAUUCUGGUACCUGUGGAACUACCGAGGAUACCCCCAGAGCCUGAGAGGGGUGGCAACGACACCGAAUGCCCUGCAGAUCACUCUCACCCAAACACACACGGACCACAGUCACUCUCAGAGAUGAACAGAGCCACAGCCCUACAUGAGCAGAAAGCAGAAAACAGCAAAUCCCCAAGUGAGAAAAUGAGUCGGGUUUCUACUGUCUAACAAAGCCCCAUCCAUGGAAAGUUUUCUACACUGGAUUAAACUUGAGAAUGAAAUAAAUGACAGAAAAAAAACCCCAGCCCCACCACACAGCUCUGGGGAUAAAUACGUUCUUCCCUGUGCUCAAAGCCUGCAGCCUCAGUUGUGGAGAGAACCGCCAGCUUUGAUGGAGACACAUUGCCUCCCUGUGCUCAUAAAGCACACCCACAACCCAGCCAAGACUGUCUCUUCAGAUUGAAUAUGGGCUGAGAUCAGCACUCACGGCACUCGCACUGCGACUCAGCCGCGCUCUGACAUUUGUGCAGCAAUUACUUCUAUUUCCCCGAGGCUCAGAAGAAAAACACAGUGAGGUUUCCUAUUUUUAUUCCUCCCCGCCGCCUCGUCUCACCAAGUGCCGCCCGCCCCGCAGGGCCUGCUGCCAGGUGGUCCCUGAGACAGCAGCAUCCUCUGAACAGACUGCGUUUGGAAAACACAACAAGUAAAAGCUCUGAAGGUUGAAAAAAGGCUUUGUCUGAUAUUUGUUUUCCAUUAAUGGGAUUAUUUGAUUACUGGUGUUUCCCAACUAAGAAGCGCACAGAUGGUCUGACUUACAAGCUUAGAAUGAUGUCUCAUAACCAGAGGGGGGAUAAAAAAAAAAAUAAAUAGGGCAGGGACUUUUUCAGAGCUCCAUGAAAUACACUCGGGUUCGAUGCAGAUGACUUACCCGCAUUUAAACAACAAACUGCGUGCUCCCUGCGGUGCCCAGCCCCACGCUCCAAAGCACAGGGCUCCCAUUAAGCCAUCACCCAGCUGCCCACAGCCCCACACCACCCUGCUCUGCUGAAAGCAAAGAUCACAGCGCAGCCACUUCUCCCUACUCAGGCUCUUCUGUGCUACAGCACUUCUUGUCCAGCAAAAUCCCCUUCAGGAUUUCAAGAGCCUUGCUAGUAACUUCUGGCUUUGUCUAACAGCACCCCGUUAAAUACACACCUCUGCCCAAUUUAAACAACAGAGACGCAAUAAUUAGAUUUUAAAGCAGUUAAUUUAGGUCAGUGCUGUUUGUGUAGAUAGAGAGGUCUCUGGAAUUCUUUUUAAGUCACAGUUGGCUCCUGGCAGGUCCAUCUGGGAGAUAAGAGCUGUCUUGCGAGUCGAGGUUUCUAAAUUAGGGCUUCCCUAUCAGAGGAUAAAGGAAGGUGGGAUCUGAAAUGCUGCCUGCCCAGGGCUGUCCCCAGAGCCAGCAUCAGAAGGCACAGCUUGCCCCAGAAGCUGAUAAAGGAGCCUGAGUCAUAUCAGGGGCUGCAGGAUGCCUGUGGCUGCCCUCCUGGGGGCCACCAUCAGCCCAGCAGAGCAGCAACAGUGGGGAACAGAAGGUGACAACAGGAGCAGGAAAACCACUGCCCAGCCUGUGUCAUGGGUAUGGCCACUGCAUCGAGCAGUGUGAGUGCCAGGCCUGCAUGUCACCAACCAAUGUUUGAUACAGAACCAGCUAGAAACGAGCCAUAAACACAGCAUACGUAGAAACGACAGAACAACUCCAUAUAUUUCUUGCAGGUACUUACUGCGUUAAAGCAAUUUAAUAGGGAAACGCUCUGACCUGCGCCUAGAUUUUCAGUCCGUAUGAUCGAUUCUGAAUCAGAGAACAGCUCAGGUAUUGGCAAAGCAUCUCAAGGCCCCCAGCAUCACCAGCACAGCCAACAGCUCCGCUCUGCCUUUGCAGUAACACGAAUUCUGUCACCAAAUUGACUGGAUAUUGUGGAUUUCCACAGCACAAGGCCCAUGGCAGGGGCUGCUCUCAGCCCGGGGAGCAUCGCAGCAACGCGGGGCAGGCUGCAAAGCAUCAGAGCGGACCCAUUGGAGGGCACAAGGAUGCCGACCCCGCACUGUGUCACCCCGCACUGUGUCACCCCGCACUGCCGUCCCCCCGUCCCGCUCCCAGCAGCCGGCAGGUCCCCG